AUGAAUCUCGUGACGGCGUCCCGUGACGAGAAAGACCCCUCCGGCAUCGCUCUCAUCGCUUCGACCACCCCAGCGGCCUCAGCGAGCCUGCACGACACCCUGAAGGCCGGUCAAGCCGUCAGGAGCUGCGCGGCAGUCCACUUCAAGGGCCCGGCUCCAGUCUUUGGCGACGUUAGAAGCGUCCCGGCUGCCGUCCCGCCCCUACCAAAUGCUGGGGGCGUGCGAGGAGGCCGCCUCUCCUAUGCGACCAAGCAGGGAGCCGCCGACUUUGCGUUCGACUACGGGCUCGCCUUCAGCUUGCGGCCUGCCGGAGCUUUUGCUCGGGGCGGAUUUGGCUCGACGGAGGCCAUCUUCACGGCCUUUUACAACAGCCGGCCGUUUGUUCGCGAGGUCACAAGCGGCGUGCCUUGGGUGUUGCCCCUGGAACAAGGGGGGUGCGUGGGGGCUGCUCUCUUUGGGCUAGACGCGGAGGCGUGGAAAGGCGGGCCGCACCUCCAAGUGUUCGUCGUUAGCAACCCUGGAGAAGAGCCCGUGGUUUGCGUGCUCUGGGGAGAGAAUGCGCAUUGCAGCGGCGUCGACUGCACGGGUUUAGAGCGGUGCCGGCACCUUCUGGAGAUGCUCUCAAAGCAAACCUUGCCCCUGAUUGAGCGCGCAAUUGAUGGAGGCGGGAGCGAGGCUACGCGAACCCUCGCUGAGAGGCGGGCAGAGAGGAUUCUGGAGCGUGAAGCGGAGUCGAGGAGGCUCUUGGUUUGCAACGACCCCGCGUGCCGGCGACCUGACUCGAGAGUUGCGUGCACCCACCAAAAGACCCUCGAGCCUUGGGAGUGUCUCUUGGCGGCGGCGCUCGACAUGGGCCACAGCCACCGGAAGAUUGACACGGUCAUGAGCCGGGGCGGAGAGAGUGUCGCGAGCCUUUGUGAACGGUGGGGCGAGGAGGGCGUGCGACGGCGGGACAAAGCAAAGCACUUUUGCGCUCCACGGCCCGCCGAGUUGCUCUCUCCAUGCGGCCGUCCAUGGCAGCUGGAGAGCAGGAAGGCGUCUCUGACAACGGCGAGGGCGCGCUUUCCUAUCACCACCUACCGGCGUGUCUGCCGCAUCGCUCCCGGACGCGAGGCGGCAUGCUGCUCAGUAGCCUACGACGGCCAGGAGGACGGUAUCUUCAACUUUUCCGGCACCAACCUCAUCUCGCACGGCCUCCUCUUGCGCAAUCACUUUGCGGCGGCCCUGGGGGCGGCCCAUAGCCUCAACUUUGAGGCGGGGGACAUGGCGACGAGGUGUCUCGAGGGGCCGAACGUUCCUAGGCUGGACGACCGGGUGUUUGACUCGGCGAUGCAGGCCUUCAACGACCUGGCGGCACGGUCUCAGAUCCGUCACGUGUGCUCGCGCGUCGAUUGCGCGCACCUCUACACGGGCGAGGUGGAAGCGGCUGAGGCGGAGGCCCGAAUGGUUGGCAACCCCCUGAGGCCAGAGCGAACGGAGGGGCCGAGCUCUGAGCUGGCUACGUACGCUUUUGGGCGGGACAAGGUCAUCACCUUCGAUGGGACCUUCUUUGCCAACUCGAGCGCGAUGCGAGACUCCGGCACUGAAGCGUCCUUGCACAGCAUCUGCGAACCGGACCCAAAAGCGCCGAGGGUUGCUGGGGGCUUUACUCCUCUGAGCGUGGGCGGAGUACGACCUUCGGAUGUGCCCUUGGAGGGAAUCGAUUGCCCCUGGAAGUAUAGGAACGGGCUGUCGGAGCUUAGACCAGCGGUGCGAGCUCUUGCGCUGAGGUGGUGCAACUUUCGCAAGGCUCCAGCGCAAGGGAGCAACGCGCCUCUGAAGCCAGAGGAGUUCGUCGUAAUGCGGGAGAGGCUUCCGGCAAACGUGGGCGCUCUGAUCGACCUCGUGAUCGAGUCGGGAGCUUGUGGCGACCCUGCCACAUGUGCGAUUUGCAAGGCAGUUCCGCGGCGGCCGUGGAUGCAAGGGUUCCUCAAGGACGGGCCCGUGGGAGCGACCGGCUGGUGCCCGACGCACUUCCAGCCGUACGGAGCCUUGCUCCACGCCCUGCUCAUCCCUCGCUACUCGUGGGUGUUUGGGCACGUGGUCACCUUGAAGCUGCUGAGGCACGUGUUGCUCGAGGGCCCUCUCGACGAGCGCGGGUUGGCGUACCUUUCCAACGACGGCCCCAUGGUGGCGGCCAUCUUGCGCCUCCACCCCGUUGCCGGGGGGCUGUAUGCCUUUCCACCGACGCUCCGCCCCCUCGUGCGCGACAUCUACGCCACGAACCUCCUCUGCUUUGAGCCGAGCGCAAACCGGCCGGAUCCGUCCUCGCGAUCGCCACUGGCCGCCCUCCAUGAUGCUACCGAGCAUCUGUGGACAAUCGAAGGCGAGAGGCUGAGGCUCAUGGGGCAGCUGGAGGCGGCGGCGAUGGAAUACGCGGAGCAGCGAGGGGCGGCGCUCAAGCGGGUCGCCAACUCGCUCCUGUUCGAGCUGGAGGUCCGCGAGCCCCAGUGCUAUGGAGAGGGCGGCUUCCUUCAAGUGCCAUCGGCGGCCUACA
Molecule: messenger RNA, 2536 nt
Organism: Klebsormidium nitens
Lineage: Eukaryota; Viridiplantae; Streptophyta; Klebsormidiophyceae; Klebsormidiales; Klebsormidiaceae
Source: the annotation of a GenBank genome assembly